AUGACCUCCCCUGUCCGACUGGAAAUUAUUCGUGCGAGUUGUAACAAUUGCGCCAAGUCCAAGGUUCGCUGCAGCAAGGAUCAACCUUCAUGCCAACGAUGCUUGUAUCAAGGCGUACCAUGCGUCUACAGUCCCUCCCAACGGUCCCGAAAGCGGCCUCCGCCAACUCCGCCAGCGAGCUCCGUCCGGAGCGCAACGAGCGAGAAGAUCAAUACUCAGAGAGGAAUGGAUACACCGCGGGAGGUGCAGAUGACAGAGGCUCCAUCCAUGAACAUGAGCCAGACUGCAAUGCCCGAAUCGAACGAUGAAGCAUUCUCCGACGGAUCUAUGUUCGCACCCGAGGCAAUGAGCCCAAUGAAGUGGAGCGAUUUGCUCGAACCAUUCGACAGCAGACCUCUUUCUCACGAUGAGAUCUCCUGCGCUAUCGAUAUCUCACCAAUGCCAACUCCCGAUCAACAGCCUCAUAUCGAUGGGUCUAUGGAUACUGGGUUCCCGUGGCUAUUGCCCCAAGAUACCAACAAGCCCUUCUGGCCUGGAUCGACAGCGCCCCACCAAACCCCACACCAAUGCUCCCAACUGGCCAUGUCUGCCAUCCAACGGCUAGAUGUGCCAAUGGAAUCAUGCCCGUCCCUAGGCCAUCUGGACCGCAAUCUUCAAUUCUCCAGCCCCGGACCCCGAAGCUUCGACGAUAUUCUCAAAGACAGCCACUCAUCCCUGGAAGAUCUGCUCACAAUCCUGGGCUGUCCCUGCACCGCCAAGAUCGACCUUAUUUUCCUGAUUACCACCUCCUGCACCCGCGUGCUAUCCUGGUACCAAGCUAGUCUAGAUCGCAGCGCAGCCUGUCCAAGUCGCGAUACCGACGGCAGCGAAAGUAGCACCGGCAGCAUCAGGAGCCGGAGCCGGAGUAUCAUUGGAGGAUCGCGGAGGUCGCACCAAGAUAGCAAUGUCAUGCAUGGAUUAUCACGGUCGUUCCACGAGUGGGUGUCGAUCCCGUCGAUCAAUGUUGGGGCAUACACGCUUGAGCCGGGUCAGACUCGGCGCAUGGUUGCGCAGUUGAUCUUAGCGGAGAUCGAUAAAGUGAAAGAGGUCUUGGCCGCGUUCAAUCGCAGCUAUUGUCGCCAGAAAGGGGAGUUUGGUGAAGAUGAUGAGAAGGGGUUGCAUAUGGCUUUGGAGGCUUAUUUGCGACAUCAAAUGAAGACGGUGGCUCUUACGGCGCGAGAAAAUUUGUGCUGA
This is a messenger RNA of Penicillium salamii, 1233 nucleotides long. NCBI's taxonomy places the organism in Eukaryota, Fungi, Ascomycota, Eurotiomycetes, Eurotiales, Aspergillaceae. The record is from the annotation of a GenBank genome assembly.